Capra hircus (goat) is the source of this 2426-nucleotide messenger RNA. It is a transcript of the gene FSCN2, whose product is annotated as fascin actin-bundling protein 2, retinal. NCBI's taxonomy places the organism in Eukaryota, Metazoa, Chordata, Mammalia, Artiodactyla, Bovidae. Bases 210 to 1880 code for a protein of 556 amino acids. The record is from RefSeq and is a predicted model, not a curated record. The transcript is spliced from 4 exons. Gene Ontology annotation, molecular function: protein-macromolecule adaptor activity; actin filament binding. Gene Ontology annotation, biological process: cell migration; establishment or maintenance of cell polarity; actin filament bundle assembly. Gene Ontology annotation, cellular component: cytoplasm; actin cytoskeleton.
CUCUGCUGCCCGCUGGCCAUGUAAGAGCUCCCCGGACCCGCCACUGCUGGUCAGAGGCAGCUUCUGAGAGGGCAGCGGGUCCAUGACGCCAGCCGGGCCUGGGGGCCGCUGGCCAACCCAGACGAGCUGGGCCUCUAGGGGACCUCAGGGGUCGUGAGCACAGAGAGAGCUUCCCUGACCCCCGUCGGGGACCUCAGCCAGGCCCGAAGAUGCCUACCAAUGGCCUGCACCAGGUGCUGAAAAUCCAGUUUGGCCUCGUCAAUGACACUGACCGCUACCUGACGGCCGAGAGCUUCGGCUUCAAGGUCAACGCCUCGGCACCCAGCCUCAAGCGGAAGCAGAUGUGGGUGCUGGAGCCAGACCCAGGGGAAGGCACUGCCGUUCUGUUUCGCAGCAGCCACCUGGGCCGUUACCUGUCGGCCGAGGAGGACGGUCGUGUGGCCUGCGAGGCGGAGCGGCCGGGUCGUGACUGCCGCUUCCUGGUCCUGCCGCAGCCCGACGGGCGCUGGGUGUUGCAGUCGGAGCCGCAUGGUCGCUUCUUCGGCGGCACCGAGGACCAGCUGUCCUGCUUCUCCACGGCCAUCACCCCGGCCGAGCUGUGGACAGUGCACCUGGCCAUCCACCCGCAGGCCCACCUGCUGAGCGUGAGCCGGCGGCGCUAUGCGCACCUGUGCCCGCGGGAGGAUGAGAUGGCAGCAGACAGUGAUACGCCCUGGGGUGUGGACGCACUCGUCACCCUCAUCUUCCAGAACCGGCAGUACUGCCUCAAGUCCUGUGAUAGCCGCUACCUGCGCAGCGAUGGCCGCCUCGUCUGGGAGCCCGAGGCUCGCGCCUGCUACACGCUUGAGUUCAAGGCGGGCAAGUUGGCCUUCAAGGACUGCGAUGGCCGCUACCUGGCACCCGUGGGCCCUGCGGGCACGCUCAGGGCAGGCCGCAACACACGGCCUGGCAAGGACGAGCUCUUCGACCUGGAGGAGAGUCACCCACAGGUGGUGCUGGUGGCCGCCAACCACCGCUACGUGUCCGUGCGGCAAGGGGUCAAUGUCUCAGCCAACCAAGAUGAAGAACUGGAUCACGAGACCUUCCUGAUGCAAAUUGACCAGGAGACAAAGAAGUGCACCUUCUAUUCCAGCACUGGGGGCUACUGGACCCUGGUCACCCAUGGGGGCAUCCAGGCCACAGCUACACAAGUUUCUGAGAACACCAUGUUUGAGAUGGAGUGGCGGGGCCGACGGGUGGCCCUCAAGGCCAGUAACGGGCGCUAUGUGUGCAUGAAGAAGAAUGGGCAGCUGGCGGCCAUCAGCGAUUUUGUAGGUGAGCACACCCCUCCUGCCCUGGGGAGCCUGGGGCUGAGCGUCCCUCAAGCCCUUGUCUCGCCAGCAGGGGAGGACGAGGAGUUCACCCUCAAGCUUAUCAACCGGCCCAUCCUCGUCCUGCGCGGCCUGGACGGCUUCGUCUGCCACCGACGUGGCUCCAACCAGCUGGACACCAACCGCUCGGUUUACGACGUGUUCCACCUGAGCUUCAGCGACGGCGCGUACCAGAUCCGAGGUGCCGGCAGGCGGGAUGGGGCUGGGGAGCAGCGGAAAGGGGGGUCCCGGAGAGAGUGGGGGGCUGUGCCCAGCCUGGAUGGGGGAGCGAGCCACCCGCCGACCCCUCUCUGGCCCACCCCAGGCCGCGGCGGCGGGUUCUGGCACACUGGCAGCCACGGCAGCGUGUGCAGCGACGGCGAGCGCGCCGAGGACUUUCUGUUCGAGUUCCGCGAGCGCGGCCGCCUGGCCAUCCGGGCCCGGAGUGGCAAGUACUUGCGUGGCGGCGCCUCGGGGCUGCUGCGUGCGGACGCCGACGCGCCGGCUGGGGUUGCGCUCUGGGAAUACUGAGUGCCGCCGUCUGUCCCCCAUUAAACCAUGUCUGUGACCAGCGGCUCGCGGGUCAGUGGCGCCGCUCGCGGUGCGUGGGGAAGGGUUCGCAUCCGCCUGCCGCAGGCCCUCUGGGCCUUUCCUGCGAUGGUCGCUCGACGCCAGAAAAUCCAAGAUUGGCGCUUUUCCAGCCCAUUGAACAUCCGGAGACCCCUUCCUGGACUGCCAGUCCCGGGCCUUCUUUUGUCUGCAUCACUCCUUGGCACAUAGCUCCUCCCCAAGCAUGGGGGUGGGGGUGGGGAGAGGACCCCCAUUCUACUCAGCAGGACAGGAAUGGGAGUGGGAUAGUUGGGAGGAGCCUCAUCCCAGGCCCCAGCAAGUCAGGUAGGUUAGAGGGUCUUCAGGGUCUUCAUAGCACACAUCACUGCUCCCUUCCCCAGGGGCAGGGUCUUAGGGAAUCCUGGAAGCACCUGAUGAAGUGACUUCCACCCCUCCCAAGACAGGGUUAUGUGCAGCCAACCAUGGGGGAGAGGGCGCUUCUCCGCCUGUGCACUGGCCUGCUGCCAC